AUGUUUAGACAGGUAUUGAAAGUUUCCCAUAGAAGAGUUGUACCCUCUAUUGCUCGUACAACCAGACUUGUUCCCGUCUUACGCAGGCCAAGUCCUAAUUUGUGUAUCUCCACCAGAUCAUAUGCUUUUUCCACCGAAGGAGAAGCUUUUGAUGAUAAGGUGGAUUCCUUAUCGUUAGGACAAUAUAAUAAUAUUUCCAAUGAAUACUUGGAAACGUUAGCUGAUGAGUUAGAAAUGUUAUCAGAAGAUUAUCCUCAGAUUGACUGUGAAUUAACGCAAGGUGUCAUGACCUUAUCAGUGCCACCAAACGGCACUUACGUUAUUAACAAACAGCCACCAAACAAGCAAAUUUGGUUGAGCAGUCCAAUAAGUGGACCUAAAAGGUACGAUUUGAUAGGUGGUAAAUGGAUCACGUUGAGAGAUGGGUCUGCUUUGACAACCCUCCUAGAAGAAGAAAUAUCAGUUGCAUUAGAAGGGGCAUUCCACUUCGAGGGCAUUGAAAACUAA
This is a messenger RNA of Debaryomyces hansenii CBS767, 507 nucleotides long. RefSeq names its product ferroxidase (gene YFH1). NCBI's taxonomy places the organism in Eukaryota, Fungi, Ascomycota, Pichiomycetes, Serinales, Debaryomycetaceae. Gene Ontology annotation, cellular component: mitochondrion. The coding region runs from base 1 to 507 and encodes 168 amino acids. The transcript has a single exon. The record is from RefSeq and is a predicted model, not a curated record. Gene Ontology annotation, biological process: iron incorporation into metallo-sulfur cluster; intracellular iron ion homeostasis. Gene Ontology annotation, molecular function: iron chaperone activity; ferrous iron binding; 2 iron, 2 sulfur cluster binding.